CAUGCUGCUUGGCCUGCUGUGUUCAUCCAGUUCCACACUUUGUUAAUUCGAUUCUCCAGCAUCUGCAGUUCCCAUUAUCUCUGAUCAAUUGUCUGUAAGUCUGUGUUGGGCAUAACAAUCAAAGUUUGGAAGCUGAGUUCAGGGUGAGGAACCUUCAUUGCAAAACUGAAAUGUUGGUCAAAUGAAUGUCUGCUUCCAACUGAAAUAUGCAGGAAUACCGCAAUUCUGUAAUAAUGGGUGAAAUGUUUUUCAAAUGACAUCAGUGAUGGUUUCUCUUGUCACCUCAGUUUUUAUACAUUAGUUUUUUGCAUGUUGGGUGAGCAUUGAACAGUUUAUGUACUUCACAAAUGGUGUUUUGGGGUAACUUAUCAAAACAUAGUUCGGAGACAAAGCGAUUCUCACCACUGCUGACCUUCAAUUGAUGUACCUCUGACAUUAGAGGGAUAUCCCUGGGCAGGAAAAGUUUCCCAAAUGUGCUAUGGUUAUAAAAUUUGAGAAAAUCAGCAAAUAACCAGAGAUUAUUAGAUUUUUCUUCAAAGCAGUAAGCUAAUGAGCUGGCUUGCAUGAACCCAAUGUGUUCCAGAAGUCGAUCCAGCUGGACCUUUCAAAAGUGAAUUUGGGUUUCUCUUUUUGCCUGUUGCCAAAAUAUUCUCUUUCUUUGCCCAAGUAAAUAAAUCUUCCAGCAGAAUAAUUCCAGCAAUAAGCUUCUGAGUUUUUAAAAAAAGAUGACCCAUACUUGCCGUAGAAUUUGAAACAUCACAGCUCACUCAUGUGUCUCACGUUAUCUCUCAGAGGUGAGAUAGUGGACAACAAUUCUUCGCAGGUUAUUACUUUCUUAUUUGCUUUUGUGUUAGGCCGGUGGUCAUCUUAGAUGAUGGUAUUCUUUUAAAGGUAAAGCGAAAAUUUCGUAAAACCAAGGAAUCUCAGUAAACUGUGGUUUGUUGAAAUUUGAGGAGUUUGGUUCUCAUUAAACUCUAAGGUAGCUGUGGUUAAGACAAUCAUCUGUUAUAUUUACUGUCUCCUCCUUUCACAAUGUAGCUGUUUAUUACUUUGGCUGCUUAGAUCUCUAACUUGUCCAUUGUCUUAUGGUGAAAGUCUCCAUCUGCAGGGAGAUUCUUGGAGUUUUUAAAAAGUCAGCAACAAAAUGGCUUCCAUGCCGUUCAAAAGUUCAAACCCAUUUUACCAAUUGGACAGAUUUGGUGUUUAAGAUUAGUGUUUGAGCCAACCAUUUUAAUUCGGCUAAAAGAUCAUAAUAAUUCAACGGAUGUUUAUAGCAUCCGUUCACCUUACACGCACCCUACAUUUCAAAAUUUUCCUUUAUCCGUGGUGAAAGGGAGAAACAGUCUGACUAGUUGCUACAGUUAUUUUGGUGUUCUGUAAUUAGAUCCAGGGAAUUCAUCCCUUUUAACGUGAGUGUUCUCAUUUACUGAGGUUUUUAUUUGAGACAGAGAAUUAACUUGAGUUCAAAAUGGUUAGGAUCGUAUCGUAUGAGUAUAAUUUUAAAAAUCUGUUCCUGCCCAAGUUUUCCAAGUGUUGACGAUCAGUCCAUGACUUCUGAAGGAAUGAAUUGAUGACUGACAGAUUUGGUGAUGUGACAAAUAUGGGCUAAAAAAUUAACCUCAGAGGACUUCGGAAUACUGCAGAGAAAUAUAGGUUUAGCAAGUAGUCAACGAUCUGACAAACAGAGUUGUAUAUGGGUAAAUUUGAAGUCCAUUUUGGCAGAAAGAAUAGCAGUUUUGUUUUUAUUGAAGGAGAUUGCAUUGCUCUGAGAUAGAGUGGAAUCUGGGUAUCCUCGUGCAUGAAUCACAAAAUGAUCAUGUACAGACACAUUAAGUAAUUUUGAAAGCAAUUAAAUGUUUUCAUUUUAUCAUGAGGGAAUUUAAGCACAAAAUUAGGGAUCAUUGGUGAGCCCAUGCCUUGAAUGAUUUUCUUUGUAUUGGUCAGUGCAUUUCAAGGAUGGAAGUAAAUAUAUUAGAGGCAGUUCAGAGCAGGUUUACCAGAAUAAUACCGAGACUAAAUGAUUUGUCUUACAAGGAAAAUUUGCACAGGCAAGGCUUGCAUCAGUUGGUGUUUAGGGAAGGAAGAGGCAACGUGAUUGAAACAAAAAAAACCUGAGCAUUUGUACAGGGUAGACAUGGAGACCAUGUUUCCUCUUACAGAAGAGACGAGAAUGAAGGGUGAGUGUCUAAAGGUCAGUGGUUGUCAAUUUAAAACAGUGAUUUUUAAAAAAUCUCUCAAAAUGUAGGUAUUCUUUGGAGUUUUCUUCCAGAAAAGAUGGUAAAAGCAGAGCUCUGGAAUAUUGUAAAUGCAAAGAUAAACAGAUACUUGUUGAGGGAGAUAAGGUGAAAGGUCAUUAGGAGAGGCAGGAAUGCAGAUUUGACGUUACGAUCAGAUGAGACAGAACCACAUUGAAUGCUUUACUCUUCUCUGUUUGUAUGGGAAGUGGCAGGUAUGCUGUAAAAUGCCAAAUUGGAUUUUCAGUGCAAAGUUUUAACAAACUCGGUAAUCAAGGCUUCAAAUGCUGAAAUCCUGACCCUUCAGAUGUUUUUCAGCGGCUGAAUGCAAAUUGCAGAUUCAAGCUUGUUUAAAAUCACUUAGUUUGUGCUGUAUGACCAGUUGCAGAUAUGGAAGCUUUGACACCUCAGUGGCAGAAGAGAUUCCAGUAAUCGAUUCAGUGAGCACAAACAGCGGAAACAAUGCUAACAUUCCGAGCUGUGAGGAGCUUGAAAAUCCAAUUCCUCCAGAGACAGUUGCAGAGAUCAGAAAGUCUAAAACCUUUGACAGCCCAAACUCUGAGAAAGAUGAAGAACCAAGUUCACCAAAAGAGACAGCAACAAUUUCAAAUUCUGGAAAUGUUGACAGUGCAAAUGGUGAGGAAAAUGGAAGUUGUGGUUCUUCAGGAUCAAGCGAAAUAAUUGCUGAUUGCAGAUAUGGAAGCUUUGACACCUCAGAGGCAGAAGAGAUUCCAGUAAUCGAUUCAGUGAGCACAAACAGCGGAAACAAUGAUAACAUUCCGAGCUGUGAGGAGCUUGAAAAUCCAAUUUGUCCAGAGACAAUUGCUGAGAUCAGAAAGUCCAAAACCUUUGACAGCCCAAACUCUGAUAAAGCUGAAGAACCAAGUUCACCAAAAGCGAUGGCAGAAAUUUCAAAUUCUGGAAAUGUUGACAGUGCAAAUGGUGAGGAAAAUGCAGGUUGUGGUUCUUCAGGAUCAAGCGAAAUAAUUGCUCAAAAAGAGGAAGGAACAAUCCAGAAUAAUUUUGAUUUGGAGGAGGUCCAACUUCAAAAGGAGCAAGAAGGCGUUUGCAGCAACUGUGAAAGCGUUGAGUCCGAACACUGUCCGAAUUCUGAUGAAAUUCAGAAUUUAAGUUCACCGGAGAAGGGAGCGACAGUCAAGAAAAGCAUAGACUUCAACAGAUCAAGCUUUCUAGAAGAAUAUAAUUUCAGUCCUGCAGAAAAGGAAACACCAAUGAAAAUUGCUAUACCUGAAAUUCUCGAAAUCUGGCUGGAGGAGUCUGCCGAAGACUUUCGUCAAGUUCCAACUUACUCUUGUCUGCGGAAGGUACUUUCCUACUUGAACCAGACAGUGCCAGGGUCAGAUGCUGAACUACGGGCCCAGAAACUCCUGAGUCGUUUUUUGGUGGAGGAAACAGCGGAGAAAGAGAUGUUCAAAGGCUACCGGAGAAGAGUCAGAUUCUGUGUGGGAGAAGAACACGACCAAACCAUCGAACAAGUUGACGAAAAGCUCCUGUCCUACCCAUCACGCUUCAUUGCAGAGCAGCUGACUUUUAUGGAUGCUGAUCUUUUUCGGAAACUUGUGCCCAGCCAAUGUUUAGGGUCCAUCUGGUCUCAACGAGGGAAGGAAGAAAAACAGCAUCUGGUAUCAACCGUCCAGGCCACCAUUACACAGUUCAAUAAUGUUACAAAAUGUGUCACCAGCACCAUAUUAAGACCUCAACAGCUGAAACCACGGCAGACGGCUAAAAUCAUUGAGAAAUGGAUUGAUGUUGCCCAGGAAUGUAGAACUUUGCAGAAUUUCUCGUCAGUGCAUGCAAUUACCACUGCAUUGCAAUCGAAUAGUGUGUUCAAUUUGAAGAAGACUUGGGCAGCCGUGUCAAAGAGCAGUAAGAUAACAUUUGAAGACCUUUCAAACAAUGAAGAAGAUAACUUUAUAGCAAGUAGAGAGCUGCUAAUGGAGGAUAUAGUUCAGGGAAUUGUGCCGUACCUGGGAACUUUCUUAACAGAGUUUUCAGUGCUGGAUUCAGCUUUCCCUAAUUACCAUUCAAAUGGCUGGAUCUACUUUGACAAGAGACAAAAACUCCUCUGAACUCGAGAAACCGCCAAAGCCCAAAAAGAGUGUGUUGAAGCGCCUCAGCUGCCUGUUUUCAAGGAGAGGUGUUAAAGUACACAGCGCUCCAACUAAAAGCUCUGAGC
Molecule: messenger RNA, 4431 nt
Organism: Stegostoma tigrinum
Lineage: Eukaryota; Metazoa; Chordata; Chondrichthyes; Orectolobiformes; Stegostomatidae
Product: ral guanine nucleotide dissociation stimulator-like 1
Exons: 20
Coding region: 2609-4324 (571 amino acids)
Biological process (GO): positive regulation of GTPase activity; Ras protein signal transduction
Cellular component (GO): plasma membrane
Molecular function (GO): guanyl-nucleotide exchange factor activity
Source: RefSeq, a predicted model, not a curated record